GCCCGGGUGGCUGUUGGGAGGGGCCGGCAAGGGGGAGAGCAGCAGGCGAACCGCGAAGAGGCUCCCCGCGCGGGCGAGUGAGGCAUCAUGAUCCUUGCGGGCUACCGUCCCGGAAGUGGACUCGAAAGGAAGAAAGUAGCAGGGUUGGUGGGGAUAAAUAGAUUUCCGGAGGUUUUAAGGGCGGACUCACAGAACUUUUUGUGGCGUGUGUUGUCCAGCGCGGACUCAGAGGUUUUAGUGACUUCACCUGAAGGAGUUAGCUUCUCUGCUGAGCCCGACCUGUCUGUGGUGGGGCAGAAUGUGGCUCUAGUUGCGUGAGCCUCGGGGCUUCUGGUAAAAGAAAACGCCUGAGAAAGCUGGUCUGCGCUCUUCUUCGGUGGCCACCUUAGCGAAGAGCUGAUGCCUUAGUGGCUUAUCAUGGCCCAGCGGGCAGUGUGGCUCAUAAGCCACGAACCGGGAAGUCCACUUUGUGGCACCGUCAGAUUCUCCAGACGGUAUCCAACUGUUGAAAAAAGAGCCAAAGUCUUCAAUGGAGCAAGUUAUGUGCCUGUUCCUGAAGAUGGUCCCUUCCUUAAAGCACUGCUUUUCGAACUGAGAUUAUUGCGUGAUGAUAAGGACUUUUCGGAGAGUCGUGAUAGCUGUUCACACAUCAAUAAAACAUCCAUUUAUGCACUCCCGAUAGGAGGUGAAGAACUCUGGCCAGUUGUUGCUUUCAUGAAGAAUGGCAUGAUAUACGCUUGUGUUCCACUGGUUGAACAAACUUUAUCCCCUCGUCCACCAUUAAUUAGCAUUAGUGGAAUUUCACAAGGCUUUGAACUUCUUUUUGGGGUACAGGGUUUUCUUUACUCAGGUCAAAAAAAUGACAGUGAGCUAAAUACAAAAUUGAGCCAGUUGCCUGACUUGCUUCUACAGGCUUGUCCCUUUGGCACUUUGUUAGAUGCCAACUUACAGAAUUCAUUGGAUAGUAUUAAUUUUGCUUCUGUUACUCAUCCACAAAAACAGCCGACCUGGAAAGCUGGAACAUACAAAGGAAAACCACAGGUUUCUAUUUCUAUCACUGAAAAGGUAAAAUCCAUGCAAUAUGAUAAACAGGAUAUAGCAGAUACAUGGCAAGUCAUUGGAGUUGUCACUUGCAAGUGUGAUUUAGAAGGAAGUAUGCCAAAUGUUACCAUCAGCUUGAGUCUCCCCACCAAUGGAUCUCCACUUCAGGAUAUUCUGGUUCAUCCUUGUGUGACAUCUCUCGACUCUGCCAUUCUGACUUCUAGUAGCAUUGAUGCAGCAGAUGAUUCUGCAUUUAGUGGGCCUUACAAAUUUCCACUCACUCCACCUUUAGAGUCAUUCAACUUAUGCUACUACACUUCUCAGGUCCCUGUGCCACCAAUUUUGGGUUUUUAUCAAGUAAAAGAGGAAGAAGUACAACUAAAAAUAACAGUUAAUUUAAAACUUCAUGAAAGUGUGAAAAAUAGUUUUGAAUUCUGUGAAGCUCGUAUACCUUUUUACAACAGAGGUCCAGUCACACAUGUGGAAUACAAAGUUAGUUUUGGCCAGCUUGAAGUAUUUCGAGAGAAAAGCUUAUUGAUCUGGAAUAUUGGACAGAAGUUCCCAAAAUCAAUGGAAAUUAGUCUUUCUGGAACUGUAACUUUUGGAGCCAAGAGCCAUGAAAAGCAGCCAUUUGACCAGAUUUGCAUUGGAGGCACAGCGUAUUUAAAGCUUCAUUUUAGGAUCUUAGAUUACACACUCACUGGGUGUUAUGCGGAUCAGCAUUCAGUUCAAGUUUUUGCAUCAGGAAAACCAAAAAUAAGUACAUACCGGAAACUAAUUUCUUCUGACUAUUACAUCUGGAAUUCUAAAGCUCCUGCUCCAGUAACAUAUGGAUCAUUAUUACUGUAAUUGUCUCGUGUUUAAAUGGGAUUUAUACAAUAGUAACAUAAAUUAAAUCACAGUCUUUUAUUUUUAAGGUGUAUGCAUAUAACCUAUGAGUGAAAAUCAUUGAUUUAAUUACAAAAUGCUCUUGUUCAAUGUUUUUAGUCUGAUCUAGUUUGAAAGAACAUUUUAAACACUAAUGUAUCCAAUUUCAUUACCCUUUGAUUUUACUCAAGUAUGAUUUCAGAGCAUAAAAUGUAGUGAUUCACUUUCAGCUUAUUGUAGACUAGUCUUGGGUUGCCCUGCCAUACAUGUUUCUUCCUGCCCCUGUGGCAGACAUGGCUAAUCAGUCACAGUCCUCUUUCUCCACUGAGCCUUCCUGGAUAUGGGCUUAGGCUCCUCAGUGCAGAGCUGCAGGCAGCUACUCCCAAUAGAUUGUAGAUGACGUGCAAGAUAAAAAACUAUUUGCUCUUCCAAACCUAAGUGCUAAGUGCUAGUACGAUGUGUUGUUACAGAAUACCAGAGACCACAUUAGGAACAACUUUGUAAAUCUCUUGAGAAAACAGCUGAUGAAAAUGAAAGAAAAUUGUUUAAAUAGUAACCUGUUUUUAAUCAGAACUAUCCUACUGACUAAUAAAGAAUCUGCAUAAUUCUAUUUUGUUUUUCUCUGUUCUGGAGUUACUUUUCAGGCAAGCUUAUUAAUCUGCCACAAUAACAUUUUGUUUAGUAAGCAUAUUAAGAGGAGUGGGAUACCUUCAGAAGAUGAGCAUAGUGUUUUGUGAUUACUGAAUAUCUGCAGCCAAAUUUUUAAAUAUAAAUUUAGAUAUAAUAUCGGUCUUUUCCUGUUUUAUUAUAAUUCAUUAAUGAAUGAAUUCAGGUAAAAAUCAAAAGCUAUUUUAUGGGUAGAGAGUAUCACUUAAAUCUUAUUUCAGUUUCAUGUAGCACAUUUUCUUUAAAUUUGUCACCCUUGCUUCCUUAUUGGCAUGCUCUGGGUUUCUUCAGGAACCAUCCAGUCAUACAUACUCUUUAUUCUCUACCUGUCUUUACAAUUAUUUGUCACGUUCUGUUUUCAAAGUAGUUCAUUGUCAAGUUGGACUUUAAAUGACCAUUCAAGAAAAGAUGAAAUCUCAAGAACCUCCAAACCUAUUCCAUGUCAAGUUUCUUUUUACAGAACAGAAUUAGAAGAGUUAUAUAAAAAAAAUACGCAUUACAGAUUAAUAGUCAAUUAAAUUAUAUCUUGGUUUCUUUUUUUUAUGAGUCUCUUAAGGAAAAGCUUAGAAAAAGCUGCUAACUUCUUGAAAGAGAGCUAUGGUAGUUUGAAAGGAGAUUGCAUAGAAAUUUAGGAUUUGAAAUGUAGUUUUUUAAAAUUAAGGUCAAUCCUACUCAUAAACUCAUUUUCUGCAAGACAUUAUCAUGGCAUAAUGUUCUAUGUUCAAAAUUAUCCCAAGUAAUGAAGAAAACAGAGUAACUUCCAGACCAGGACUUUAGCUUGUUGUUCUAGGUUAAUCAUAGAUAAUCAGUAGUAAAAACGUUCCUUUUGAAAAAAGAAAAAAAUCAUUCCCUUUAAGUUUUUUGAUCUCUCUUAAACACAAGGAAAGCUUAACAUUUCACUUAUAUUAACGGAACCAUUUGUACAUCUUGAUUGUAUAAGUGUUUAGCAAAGUAUACUAAAAUAGGGAAGAGGCAUUUAUCUAGUGAGUAGGCUGAGAUUCAGUGUAAUAAUCCCCUAGGCAAAACUUUAUAAGCAAUCGUAAAAACCAAUGAAUCUUUGAUCUGACAUUUCUAGAAACCUGAGGAAAAUCUAAGGAGUACUGGAAAAGUGUAGGGACAAUGGGGAACCUGAUGCCAUCUGUUGCCAUUGCAUUCUAACAUAACGCUACAGAACUAAAACUAACUCAUGUUUUCAUCCUGUUGAGAUCAGCUGGGCACACUGUGAUGCUUUGAUUUUGUCUAGAAACCUGUCACUUCAGGAUAAUUUCUGAAGACAAAGUCUGUUUCCCGUUUGGUAGGUGACCUGUUUAAUGUUUUCUCUGUGUCUGGGAACUCCUUAGUGUAAUUAGCGACCUUUGAACUCCACAACUAAUCCUGAGCUAUUUUGUAUUCCUUACUCAUCUUUAAGGCUGGACCUUUCUUUUCUUCAGAGUCCGCUGCCACAAUUAAAGAAGAAACAGCUGCAUUUCAAAGGGAUUCCGAUUCCAGAAGCUUAAUCGUGAUUGACAUGUUCUUAUUCUAAGCUAUAAGACACUCUAAGAGUCCUUUCUUGGGUUAAAACUUCAAUCAUUUUCUAAAAUAUUAUCUCGCUAUGGAUUUUAUUCAUUUUCUUUGAUAACUAUUCUUUGCAUUUUUUAACUUGAAAGAUGCUGUGUGUUUGCACUGAAUAUGAGCACCUACUUCCAGUUAAAGGUUUGGAUGGUGUCAGACCGCUGGAUGCAAAAUUGCUAAAUUCCCUUUAGUGCCAAAAUAUGAUUAUGAAAUCUGAUGUCUAUCAUAUGGGUAAUUAUUCUUCAGUAGAUCCAAAAUGUACAAAAAGUGUUACAUUUCUGAAAAUGUACUCAAACUUUUUAAAGUCAGCAGUACCCUUAACAGUGUAAGACAAUCCCCUUACAGUGGUGGGCAUUUUUUACCUUUUACUUUUUAAAUAAUUGAUUCAAAUGUCAGGUUUGAAGUAAAUAGCCUUAUCAGGAAUUCUUAAAUUUUUAAAAAAAUUUUUAAUUAAGCAUUAGUCUUACAAAAUUAAUUUUUUCACACCAACUCAAUAUUUUCAGUGAGUUAAAAUUGUGGUUUUAUAUAUACAUUGUAUGAUUUAAGAUAUUUCAAAGCACAACUUAAUACAUAGAACAACUACUAGUAUUUUUCUUCUAGUUUUUAUUAUAGUAUUUCAGAAUCCUUUAUAGAUAUUCAUGGACUCCUGCACCACCCCUAGGAGGAAGGUAGGUCGAGUUAUCAUCCAGAGUCUCUGCAGGGACCGCUGCCACAGCAGAAUGGUUGUUUCUAAGACAAAGGUCAGAAAAGGGAUGUUAAUAAACAGUUCUCAGGUUUAAGGGACUUUUUUAGGAUUACAUCUUAAAUUCCAACAAAUCAGAUUUAGGAGUUACUGAAAGUGAAAUUGAUCCAUCCCUCAUCCAAACUUUGCAAUACUUUCCUGUUCUGACAUCAUUUAGAUAGUUAGCUGUAUUAUCAGAUUAGAAACCAUUGUACCAGGCUGCUGAAAGGAAAAGGAGGCAAAAAGCUAAACAUGGGAUGAAUUCUGAACCUUUUAACCUGGCUGAAGUACGUAGGUCCCUGUUAUGCAAAUACCUUCAAUCCUCUGCUAAGUUCAGUGGAAAUAAUUUUCUUGAAUGACAGGUUUAUUCAGCAAGGAUUCAGUUGGUGAUUAAUCCCCCUUUGAUCUAGGGUAUUUCACUUAACUACCAGUUACCUCGUUCUGACAAAGUGCAACUGAGAUUAGGGAGAUCACUAGAACACUACCAGGGUGUGCGUUUAUUCUCUAUAACCUUUUAAAGCAAGGGCCAAGAAUGCAAUUUAUUUUCAGUAUUUGAAGAUGUAAAAGUCCUGUCUGCUAAGUUAGAAAGUCAAUUGAAUACCAAAUGAAGUUUAGUUCUUAUGUAAUAGAACAAACAUUUCUUUUUACUUUGCCUAACAAUGAUUUUAGAAAACAUAGGCUUUGAAGAAACAAAGACUACAGUUUAAGUAUAUCUUCUAGUUUUGUUUCAUAUACUAGAGUGUAUAUUUAUUGGCCCUGAGAUAACCCAAAAAUCAAAGCUACAACUUACGCUGAGAAAAUGCUUCUAUUUUAUUCAACUGCACAGUUUCUCCCCAUCCGCCUCCAUUAAAAAAUGUCAUGGUAUGUGGUAAAGAAAUCCAAUUUGGGAAAACAUGUCGCAGUACACAAUUAUUCAUCUUAAGACUUGUGAUUUCAAAGCUUUAUUUAACUUUGUCCUUUCUUGAAAAAGAGCUUGUUUUGUUCCCAUGAUGAAUCAAGAUUUUUUUCAUAAAAGUACCAUUACAAAAAUACUUCAAACUGAUUAUUUUAAGUUAUCAAAAUAACCAUUUCGACAGUACUGUUUACUAUUUUUUUCUGCCUUUUUCUCAUUUAACUGGGUACCCUUCCUCCAUAACUUUAAAGUUUGAAAUAUUCUAUGAAAUUUUGCACAAUAUUUGAAGAAUAAAAUUGUAAGAUGUGUUUCUUGACUAGUUUUAUUAUUAUAGACAGCAUUUUUUAAUGCUUUAUAAUUGUUCAUUAUUCUAGUAUCAGUUUGCAAGUUAUGUAUUUGGAUAAUUUUCUUAUACCUUUUUUUUGGCUCAAACUUUUUGUGAUCCAAUUUCUAAAUUGAAACAGUGACUCAAAUAAAUGCAUAUCUAACUUAUGUUUAUGCCAAAUGAACAUCUCUAGUUUGAAUUUAGUAACCAAAAUGUUUCUAAAUAUCUUUUGAUAGCAAGUUACUUAACCAUGGUAAAAUUGAGGAUCAGAAAAAAUAUAAGAUGGAAGGCAGGGUCCCCUGGCCAUGUUGCUAAGAAACUAGUAUUUUUAAUAAUUAACUUACUCUGUGCAGUAAAUUUUUAGUUAAUAAAAUGUUGCAAUAUAUCUUGAAAUAUGCUAUCAGAGAAAAUAUAUUUAUGUAAAGCAUAGAUGUAUGUGUGUGGGUAUUUAUAUAAUGUUUUAUGUUAGUGUGUACAACUUGGUGGGUUUCCCUAUGAAAUAUUUCAUUAUGUCAGAGGAAGAAGAAUAUUUAAAGUUAAAUAUUCAAAUGUCCUCCCUGCAAACACAAUGUUAGUCAGUAGUAAUGAGGAGGUGCAUAAAAUGAAUAUUACCAAAGAACUCUUGAGGUUACUCUUAUAAAAUGGUUAAAACUCUUAUGAGUUGAAAGCUUUUCAGCUAGCUUCUAGGUUUUUUUUCAACAACAGUUUUAUGGAUAUGAUAACAUUAUCGUCCGUAUAUAGCCUGGAGCAAUGCAAUGCCUUAUCUGUAUUACUAAUUUACUGCUUUGUAAGCAGGUUACUUUGAGGUCCAGGUUGACUUUUCUCAGGCCCUGGCCAAUCUGUGUAAUUGAUGGUAGUGUGGUGUUAAUAUAUGAUGCACAGCAUUUACAUAUUGACGGAUGCCCUGGGGUGGAAACCACCUGCUAAAUUGUUUUUCCAGUAGGACGUGAAAAUUUGUAUAUCUUAAUACUCCAUUAAACAUUUAAAAUCAAACUAUGUUUCCUUUAAAUGUCUUCUCUUUAAAUGAUAGUUUCUGUGGAAAAAAAAGGUUAUUUAGUUAACAUACUACUAAUAAAUAAAAAUGAAAAAUUAUUGUUAUCCCUCUUAAAUUUUUUACUUUUUCUUUCAAGGGACUUUAGUGCCCUCUGCAGGUUAUAUAAAGAGAUAACUAAUGACUAUAUUUUUAAACCCUGUGAUUUUUCCCUUUUAGAAGCAAAGCCUGGUAAGUGUGAUCCAUUUUAUUUAUAUUGUUAACUUUGUUAAUUUGCCAGUGAUUGAAGUAAGAGUUUCUUUUCUUUGCCAGUUUUAUAGUUUUGUUUAGUGUGAAGAAUGUAAUACCAUUGAAUUUUCCAAAUCACUUAGCUGGCACUCUUUAAAUGUUAGAACUAUAGUAAUACACAUUCCCUCACAGAAAGCAGAUUGGGAAAACAUUCAGCGAUUUUGAAAUUUAUUGAAAAUGUGGAGAAUAACUUGAUUAUUUCCCAUUACAUUAUUAGAAUAUUAUACAUUGAAAUAAAAUAAGCCUUUUCCAGUAUGCAUCAUGUAAAUUUUAAAAAUUACCUGAGUUUUAUUUCUUAAUCUUGUUGAUGAGUGAUGAUUGUGUUCAAGCUCAAAACACGAGGCUACUUAGAAUUUCUUUAAACAAAGUUAAGGUUGAACAGAUAAUGCUUUGGUAUUAUUGUUGCAUAGGUCCACUAACCAGAAAGAGUAUUUCUAUUUGAAGAACAAAAGGCAAAGAUUUCGUAUCUGAGUCACUCAUUUCAAAGAACCCAUACUUUCUCAAUGAGUAUGACAGAUUUGUUUCUAAAGGAUAUAGGAAUUCAUUUUGUAUAUGAAACUAUAGAACUGGAGCACCAGUGGCACUUCUGAUUCACUUAAAGCUGCCAGGGAAACUAAAUAUGAUGAGAACAAGAGGAAUGACUGGAUCAAGUUAAUAGAAAUAGUUCUGCAAGCCACAUAAUGAUCCUGAUCAUCAACCUUGAAAAGUAAAUUAGAACAAGCAAAUUGCUGUUGAAAAAUUCUUUCAGCGCUCUGCUGUUGCUACUCAGCUAGUCAUGACUCAACCAGAGACAAGGAAAAAAUGCACUCAGUUUUGCAUUAACAAAGGAAACAUUAUUAAAGUGAAUGUUUACAUUCUGUUUAUUGAAGUGUUCAAAGAAUAUUUGUUACAUCUUCAAGCAACCUGCUGUUCUCCCAGCUAUUACAGUGCAUGAGUGAUAAUAAAAAUGAGUCAUUUGUACAUUUUAGAAAAGUAAAUAAAUAGCAUUUAACUUGUGUUUCUGAGCUAUCUUACUUCAAAAUAUUGAGGUAUUAAUACUUUCUCUUUUAAAGAUUAUUGUCACUAGGAAAAGUAUCCUAUUAAAAUAAAAACCUCAUUCACUUGAAUACACCUUUGAAUUAUUUUCAAAUGCUUUAUGUAACUUUCCUCCCAGAAUCUACAAUGCAUAAGAAAUAAUCAACUGAAAAUAAUUUUUUAAAUGAAAACAAUUGUGAAAUUACUUGAGUGUGUAAUUGAAUAUAUAAUAUGUGCAUUGGAAAAAUAGCUUGAUAAUUAUGAGAGCUUUUUUGAGCUACAUUUAUCUUGAGCUACUUCAUAAGAAAAAGUUGAGAAUUAAACAAGACAGCAAUUGGAAGCAGGCAUACCAAUCUGACAUUUAAAAAUUUAAUAAGUAUUAUAUGUACUGCUAAAAUUGGGGGAAAGUCAAUAAUUAAAAAUUCAGAAUUUUAGCUUUCAUCUGUGGAAAAUGAACAAUCUAAAUCACUUUUAUAUUUUAGAAGUGUAGUGUUUAAUAGGGGUUUAAAUACCAUAUUUUACUUGGUCCCUUGCAGGUGUUACUGAAUACAAUUCAGUAUUCUGUAAUCUCUUAUGGAUUAAGUAAUUUUUGAAGAAUUGUCUUCUUAGAUUCACCAAGAUGACCAGUUGUCAGUCUUCUGUAUUUCAGCCUAAAAAUCUUUCUAUCACACUUAGCAAACAUUAUUAGCCUAUGCUACAGGCUCUUGAGAACCUCUUUGCCAGAUAUUUUAUUAUUUACCAUUUCUGUAGUAUUUACAGAGCAUCAUAUAAAGUAUAGAAAUAAUUGAUAAAAAAUAUUUCAUUUGCGUUAACCUGGAUAUUUUAUAUUUAAAAUGAAUAUCUUAUUUAACAUUUUUCUAAGGAACUUCAGUCUUUGUUCAUAAUCUUAAAAAAGUUUUUUUGAAUCUAAAAUAAAGCAAAUGCCAAGCUUCUAACUCCACUUUUGCUAAGGAAAUCACCGGGAGAAGUGGUUAAUAAUGCUUACAGCUUGUUAACUGGUAGCAGCAAGAGGACUUUUUAACUAAGGUGAAUAUAAGUGGCUUCAGGCCCAUAAUUAAAGUAUUUCCCUCAUACUAAAAUAGUAAGUCAUUUAAUUUAAUGUUAAAGGCCUAAACAAAGUUGAACAUAACAUAUGAUUUGGGUUUAAAAACUGCUGAGUAAUCCAGUUGAAAUUGAGAACUUAGUUUAGUCAAUAAAAACUCAUAAUUAAUAUUAAACUUUUACUGUGCUCCUAUUAUAUACCAUUCCAGAACUAGACAAAAAAUAGUACCUGAUUUUGAAUGGUACAUUAUAACUCCUGCAAUGUGUUAGCACUGUAAUAUGGAAGACUACUUCUAUAUAUUGUUUGUACAGAAAUUGUCCAAUGAGGUGUGAUGGUUGAAGUUCACCAGGCAGACAAAGGAAAGAAGGGCAUCCCAGGGACAAUGUCAUAUCCCUGGAGGUCUGUCUCUCCAAAAAGAGAAUCCCAGAAACAUCUAAUAUACUUCUCUACAGACAAUGCAUCCCCUUCUUGCGUACAUGCGAAGAGGACCACCCUGCCCUCGAUACAUCACUGCCUACUCCUCUCUACCCGCAAAACAUGCUCUGUUUUGUGCCACGUACACCAACUGCAGAAAACAUCCAGAGAUGUACGGUACCCCUGAAGUAUUAGGAACCUGUGUGUUCCACCAUUCAGAAGAUUUGCUUUUCAAAUAGGACUGCAGAGUGAGUAAAGCUUGGCACAAAGGCCAAUGGUGCAAUUUCUGACCUUGGGGGUGUUCUGUAUUUGGAGUUAUAGGGCCUCCAUCCUACCUCUCAAAUUACACCACGUCAACCAUUCCCUACUCAUCCUGUUCACGUGGUCCACCCUGAUAAAUCAUUACCUCCAGAUUCCAAACAGGGAAUUAGGGCUUGCGAGUUUAACGGGGGAUCUUCUAUUCUGAUGAGGACAGGUUUUCAAAUCCCUUUGUAAAGUCACAUGACUUUUCUAUCCUAAAACUAAAACAAAAGCCCCCAGAUCCAGGCAGUGCUGGUAGCUAUGCAAUCAUGACUACAUCAUUUACUGUCUGUUUCCUCAUCUGAAAAAUGUGGGAGCAAGGCAAGAUGACUGGGUGAUCUCUAAGUCUCUGUCACCUGCUAUGCUUCUAUUAUGCAUAUAAGACACAUUUUAUGUAAACCAAAUAUUAUCGUUUGUAGCCACAUAAUUUGGGGAAAAUAAUUUGGAUGACACAAAUUAUUAGCAAUAGGAAAGAGUGAUGGUGAUGAAAAUGAUGGUAGGGCUCAUAGUUAGGAAGGCAAGUUGUGAAGUUAUAAAAAUCUUUCCCUUACAGAAUUUUCUUGGUUGGGUCGCAAACACACACACAUAUACAAAGACUUUGGUAAAUUCUGCCUACAGUUUUUUCUUUAAUUCAACAACUAUUUAUUGAGCAUCUACUAUGUUCAGGCAUAUUAGGCACUGGGAAUUCAGCAAUGAAUAAAACAAACCCCUGCCCUCAUGGAGCUUAUACCAUAUUAAGGAGAGAUAGGAAAUAAAGACAUAAAUAAGUGUUGAGAGUUUAGACGACCCUAUAACACAUAUUCCUGCCUUGGCAUUCAUUUUAUGUGGCCACACUGCCUGCAGGGGCCUUGAACUGACACCAUACCCGCAGAAUCACAAGAUCCUGAUAUGACUCCCCCAAUUGUGAUAAGCACUCUCCCCCAUCUCCCAGGGCCUCUCCUUGUGCACUCCUUAGAUUACACCAAAACUGUACUCUUUUGGGUUUGAAUUGACCAAUUCAGCCUUCAGCUGGGAAUCUCAAAGCAUUCCACCCGAGGACCCUGUUAAGGCAUGUGCCCUGGGUCCUGCCACACUCUCUCUGCCUGCACCCUGACUCGACCUCUCCUCAUGGCCCCUCUUAGUGUGUCAUGUACCUCCUCCAGGACCUAUGAGUAAUAAGUUUCUCUAUUUCACUUUCCCUGGUGGUUUUCGUUGAACACCUCGUGGCUCACCAUCCAACACCCCAGGGCGCUACUUAAUAAAUGUUAACAAAGUCACAACGAUAAGUAAAAUAUGGAGUAUGUCAGUAGUGACAAAUUCUCUGGAGUUAAAAAAGGAGGGCGGGGGGAGGAAGAAAGAUGCAGAGGUCCAGAGGGUGGUGUAAUUUCUACAACAUAAUGCACAAUGGCCACAGAACCUGAGGGUGGAGGUGGCAGGGGGCAAGAGUGAGCCUUCUGGUAAUCAGGAAGAGAGCAGCAAGUGCUGUGAAAAGUAGCUACCACACGAUUCAGGAAAGGGAGGUGACCGCGCUUGUCACAAGGACUGGUGACGGUGUAAUUGGGAAGUACUCUACUUCUCCAACUCAGUAUCUUGUUACGAAUUAAUGAUUUUAAAACAACUGGUUAUUUCACCAAACACCUAAAGACUAACUGUAGUCGCAGACUAUCUCCUGAAACACGGGCAAACCCCACAGACAUGAAGGAUAAUCAUGCUUGAAAGACUGUCUCCUAGGCAAUACUGUUUCUCAAUAAGACAUAGUCUGCUAUUCAACUUAACAUUUUUCUUUUCAGCUUUCUCUCAGUCACUAUUAUUGGAAGUCAAAGGUUGGAAAUUUGUAAUCCAGGAAACCCCUCUGAGGGUAUUUCAAGGGUUUAAACUGAGAAGUUGCCCAAUUCCUGGAGGUGUCAAAUUCAGGGAAGGGUGGGGAGAGAGGGCUCUAGGUUGAAUCAGUCCUGAUCCAGAGUUACUGAGGCUGACCAGGACGUGGGGUAUAAAACAGAAAAAGGCAUACUCUGGUCAAAGCUAGCUCCUAGGAAGAGGAGUUAGCCUUCAUCUAAGAUCAGUUUUGUCCUGCUGAGAGAGGCCUCCUUGCAACAUGGAUGGGGGCUGUUGGACAUUCUUCAGCAGCGACCCUGUGGGGCAAUCAGAAGCAAUAGCAGUAGUGGACCGGUGUGAUCGAGGUCAGUGUUCUGCUUCGUUGAGUGGAGCAGUUUUUUCCCCUCCUGUGGUCAUCUUCUUAGCAGAGGUAACAAGGAAGCUACAUUACUCACAUUGAACAAAUCCAUAUUUUCUCUAAUUAGGUUGGUGUAAACAUUUCUUGGCUUUAAGCUCUCUUAACCUUCCCUUUUACACACCAUGCCAUUCAGCUGAUGUGUGUUCUCCAGCAAGCCUGCCAACAAUACUUUGUAGUCAACUCUGAAAUAAACUUUCAUCCUGACUCCCUCUGUUUCCACAAGCAAAUGACUCACUCAAAUUUCAUAGAUAAGAGGUGAGAAAAAUGUAAAUGUGAUUCUUUAAGUGUCUCCUUUGGGUUCAGGGAACACACUUUGUAGGGGCUAAUUGUCAGAAAGUUUAAUUGUUACCCUGCAUCUCCAGCUUCCCUCAUGUAGCGCCAUAGGUGCUAAUAGUGAGAAAAUUUGUGCCCCUGCUGUGCUCUCUUCAUUAAGCUAAUGGAACAUUUUCCUCUCAUUUUCUCCGUAGGGUGGCUGUAGGAGUACAACCUUAUAAUAGUUGCUCUAACUGUAAUUGGAAGUAGUAGGAGUGUAUAUAAUCAUACUGUCUUUCCUAUGUGGUAGUCGUUUAUUUAUGACCUAUUGAUAAUAGGUCCCAGCCAGCAGCAGAAGACUGUGAGGAUUACAUUAGCAUUUCCUCAUAGGAGAGUGACUACUAAACAAAGACUAUUGUUAACCAGAAAGAACACAUACUAGGGAUGGCCCAUCAUACCAAAUACUGCAAAUACUUGCAUACCAAAUACUUGCAUCAUUACUGCAAAGAUUGGCCCCUCUGGGUAUCAUGGGUGUUUUUUCACUAAAAUUAGUGGAGACUUCAUCUUACCUUUCUUUAGAUAUGUGAACUAAGCUUCAUGAGUCUUUUGGGGAGCCUUUCGAAGGCCAUUGCAUACCUUCUUCAAAGUGAUGGGGAGUUUUGUUUGGCCACUGAAGUCUUUGGAGUAUAAUGGGCCUAGAGAAAAACUCACAAUUUAGCAUCCACCAACCUGAUUCAGGGCCACUGGGCUGCACUGAGUACAGUUUGCGGCCAGCAGGACCCUCCCCAAAAAAGAGAGGCUGAGAUGCCCCGGGAACCUGUUAACAAAUUAGGAGAUCUGCUGAGGCACCAAUAUCUGUAUUGUUACAUCUUGACCUCUUACAACAUACUUUGAUGAAAUAACCCUUUUACUAUCUUUUACAAGAUGUAACAUUCUUCAGGACAUUGAGUAUUCUCUGAAAAUUCUCCACAGUUUGUGUGCGGCAUUUGGUCUUCGGUUAAAGAGUAACUGAAGAGAACUUGCAUGUUUACCAUUUACUAUUUAAAAUAGUUCUAUUCAAGGACUGCCCUUUACUUUUGGACAGAAAGUAUCUUCUAAGGUCAGUACACAGAGCUCAUAAAUGUAUCAAAUUAGGUUGGCAUCCAUGAGAACAUAGCAUUGUGUAUUCUGCCCCCACAAAGAUACUGAACAUCUAAGAAUUUAAUGCUGGACAGGAUGCACAGUCAAAUAUCUGAAUUGCUAAAACUUACAAACUGCAAAGAGGUAUUGGUCAAAUGUCUGCUAUGUGGCAAGCACAAUGCUAAGAAUAGUCACAGAUAUUGUUUCAUUUUAUACUCCUGUAGCAGGCAGAAUAAUGACCUCCAAAGAUGUCUGUGUUCUAAUCCCUGAAUCCUAUAAGUAUGUUAUCCUAUAUGGCAAAAAGGACCUUACAGAUGUGACUGAGUUAAGGAUCAUGAUAUGGGAAGAUUACCCUGGAUUAUCUGGGUGGGCCAGUGUAAUCACAAGGAUCGUUGUAAGAGGAAGGCAGGAGGGUCAGCAUUGGAAAAGAAGAUAUGACCACAGAAGCAGAAGUUGGAGUGAUGUGGCCAUGAGCUAAGGAAUGUGGGUAGCCUCUAGAACCUAGAAAAGGAAAAAAAAAAAAAAAAGGAUUAUCCCUCUAGAGACUCCAGAAAGAAUACAACCCUGCUGACCCAUUUCGGACUCUGACUGCCAGAACUAUAGAUAAGUUUGUGUUGUUUGAAGCCACUAAGUUUGUAGUAAUUUGUUAUAGCAGCAAUAGGGCACAAAUACAACUCCCAACAGCUUUGCAAAACAAAUUUAUCUCCAUUUUGCAGAUGAGGAAACUGACGUUUAAAGGGAUUUGAGAGGCUUAGUUCACCCUGCUUCCUCUCACAACGCAUAGUGUGUAGAUAUUUUUGAGUGUAGCAGCUUUCUCUCUUGAAGCAGGUGGGUUCUCCCAAGGUUCUGAAAAAGCUGCAAGAUGCAUGAGCUGGGUAACUCACUAACUGAAUAUCCACCCUUUUGUCUUCAAUCAUCAUGUUAGAUGAUUUCUUAAUGAGCUUAGCUGAGUUUUUUACUUUCUAAAAAUUUGGCAGCGUUAUGAAGAUUAAUUCAGCAUUUCUGAAAUCAGAGCUUCUUGCAUUACUCUUUCUUUUGGCAAACAUCUUCCUUUGUCUCAUCAUUUAAGUUUAGACUCUAAAACUAUUUAUAUCAGGAGUGAAUAAACAGUGUGUGAGGGGAAGGGGCUUGAUGUGUUUUCCAGUUUGUUAUAGCAACUUUAAUCAGGUAGGGUCUUAGAGAAGGAUGUCAACUUCACGCCCACAUAAAUGGAGAGCAAACUUUUAUAUGAUGAAUGGUCAUUUUCCAGGUCCCUAGCAUCUUGUGGAUCCCUGAGUUCUGCAGUAAGUCUAGAUAUAAAUGCCUAGGGAUUUGGUUUGUUCUGGUUUUAAGUACAUUUGGCUCUAUAGUAGAUAUGUGUUCACUGCCCAUCAUGCCAGCCUUGGGGGAAUAUUCCUCCCCUUUCUGUGUGGUACAAGUGAGGGCAUCCUCACCAUUCCUAUAUGCCCUAGGCCUGGCCAAUCAGAGUAUUCUACCUCCUGACCACAAUGAUUGGUUCAGGGGUCAAGAAGGAUAUGUGACCCAAGAUAGUCUAGACUUAACUGUCAGAGAAGGAAAGAUGUUUUCUCUUCCUCUUUGGCAAGGUCUCAGGAUAAUAUAAGCCUAUGACUCAUGCAUCUUGUGGCCAUUUUUCCUGAACUUUGAGGGUCAGCCAUCUGCUGCAAGAGAGAAUACAGCCAACACCCAGGAGCUGAGAGUUGAGAGUUAGAGAACAAAAACAAGAAAGUUCUGAUUUAUCCAGCCAUCUCUUACUCUGCCCCUGGACUCUUCCAGUACAUAAACCAACAAAACAUUUUUCAAACUUAAGUUAGUUGAAUAUGGAUUUGUGAUUAAAAUAGAAUAUAUUUUUAAAUUUAAAUUUUCAGAAAGGUGAUAGCAUAACUAAAGAAAAGGUAUAUAACAAAAGCCUCCUCUUCAGAUUGUCCCAUCUGCCCAGUUCCCACCCCAUAGGUUCACAGUGGUUAUGAAAUUUUUACAUAACCUAUGGAUUUAUUUCAUGUUUAUACAAGCAACUAUAAAAAUAUAUCUCUAUUUCCCUCUACUUUACCACAAAAAGUGUUAUAUUAGACAUGUUGUUCUCCACCUUGGCUUUUCACCUAACGAUGUAUCUUAUCAAUCUUUUCCUAUCAAUGGUGAGGGAGCUUCUCCACUCCUUUAUGAGGCUAGAUAAUAUUACAGGAUCCAUUUUGAUCAGAAGGACCUUGGAAAAGCAGGUUGGUUUUGAGGAGUUGGGUCAACUCUAUAUGAGAAAACUGUGUAGCUCCUUGGCAAGGAUUUCUAGACCCAUUUUUUCACAUUUCCUUUUUCAUAUCUUAACAAGCUUACUAUUCCCCAAAGAUCAACAUCAAACUUUAGGGUUACAUUUGCUGUGAAAAUUAUGAAUGACCCUAUAUAAUCUUGAAAAAUGAACCCAGGGCAAAUAGAAGACUGUGGCUUAGAUUGUAAAUUGGAGACCUGCAACUCAAUUUGGUUCACAAAUAUGUUUUCUUUGAACAGUAUUUUAAAAAGAGUUUUAACUACUUGCUAAUGUUUAAAACUUUUAAAUUGGGCUAUUUCAUAUUAAUAUUUUAGUAUUUCAUUUUUUAUAUUUCAUUUUUUGUUCAAUUAUGGAUUCAUGGCUAUUUAUUUUAUACUAUGGGUCAUACAUCCAAUACUACCUUAUUUAUUUUGUUGCCCACAUUGUUCCAGGUUUGUCUGUUCGUAGUUUUUUCAGGUUGCUUUUUAUUUCCCUUUGACAUGCCUCAUUUUGUUUGUUUGUUUGUUUCUUUUUGUUUUUUGAGGACUUCCUCUCUCUCUGGCACUACAGAGAUUCAUGCUGCAUAUUCUCUGCCUCAGUCCUAUAAUCAGCCAUUUUUCCAAGGAGCCUGGUUCCUUUUAUUAGAGAAUGUCACAUACCCCUAGUUUACUGCUGUGAUUCUUCUGUUUUUUUUAAUGACUCCACCCCCCUGUCAACUUAAGAGCUAUUUGAAAUAUCAGGGAAAGAGAAAGAUACUGUGAAUUUUCCUCAGGAUUAAUGUAAACUUUAUUUUAACAUCUGACUCCAGCUUCCUACAAGACAAAGACUGUAUUAGUUGUCCCUUAUCUUGGAAAAACAGUACUAGAAAUUGGAAUUUUCAGUCUUCACCUUGUACCCUUAGAAAUAUUAUUUAACUAACAUUUUACAAUCCAUCUGAAGAAUGCUAAACAGGUAUUCCAAGAAUUAGAUUAAGUGAUAUUAAGUAUUUUAAGAGCAGGAGCCUCACAAAUAUAUAAGAUCGUUAGCAUUCUUAGUCUUUGCAUUUUUAUUAGGAAUAGCUAACAGAUUUUAUAAAUCCCAUACCCUGAGUUAUUCAGUAUGUGCAUAGCUAGUGUCAUUUUUUUUAACUUAUCUUAACGUGGAAAAAAAUAUGUUUUUACUCUACACAUAAAGUGAAUAACCAACACUACAAUUAAAAAAUUACUUCAGAAAGGGGCAGUUAACUUAGUCUGAAAUCUAUACUAUAUAAAUGUGAAUGCAAAGUUAACUGUAUUUUUUUCCAAAAAACUACAUUUGUAUUUACAGAUACAAGGCUCAACUGUCUGUGUCAAAUGACAUAAUCUGGUUAUUAGACUUAUGAUGGGAUUUAAACAUUUUAAUGAAAGGGAAAAAAUAAAGUAUUCUUUUGUGUAAGUUAAGUUUUGCAAUUCAAAGGAUUUGUUCAUUUGGGUCUCCAAGUUCUUCUUUUCAACGUUUGAGAGUCUUGAAGGUAGUAUCUUGGCUUCAAAGCCUUUUGCUUUGAAUCUAACUUUUACUUUGAAACUAACCAAAAAGAAACUAAGUAUAUCAGAACCAUACCUAAUCCCGUAGGAGUCAGCAUUGCAUCAAGUUUAUUAAAAUUAAAGACUUCUUUUUUUUUUUCUCCUCCCCAAAUAGGCAUCUGGUAAUAAAAGGCAAAUCAGCUGGGUUAGGAUAAAACAGGCAAUGUUUUUCCUUCACUAGUUCAUUUAGAAAAGUCGGCUUGCUAACUGAGAAAAAUUAAUGAAUUUUACUUGUAUUAAAAUAAAGGUGAUUGCUUCAUGGCAACAGUGUGCUCAUUUGAGAAAGUCAUUACAUUUACGUAUUGUGUUUUCAUGUAAAUACUUUUGCCAAAGUGUAUUAGCAAGGAAUAUAAUAUUAUGGUUCAUGGUUCAUGUAGUAUCUGAAAAGAAUAAUUGUAUAACUAAUCAGUGAAAACAAAGUAAAUGUUCCUCUUGGGUUUGUAUAAUAAAAAUGGAAUUAAAAUUAUUCAGGCUCAAAAAUGCAAAUAUAAUGCAUCUCUACCAGCAGGAAAAUAAAAUUUUAAAGGCAAAACUUG
Orcinus orca (killer whale) is the source of this 18008-nucleotide messenger RNA. RefSeq names its product adaptor related protein complex 5 subunit mu 1 (gene AP5M1). Gene Ontology annotation, cellular component: cytosol; AP-type membrane coat adaptor complex; lysosome. The record is from RefSeq and is a predicted model, not a curated record. Bases 418 to 1890 code for a protein of 490 amino acids. Gene Ontology annotation, biological process: endosomal transport. The transcript is spliced from 9 exons. NCBI's taxonomy places the organism in Eukaryota, Metazoa, Chordata, Mammalia, Artiodactyla, Delphinidae.